CAACGAUCGAGGAGGUUAGGUGGCAAUGUUCGUUUCUUUGAAAUAUUCGAAUUAUUAGCAAUCUUUAUACGAAAACAUCUUGCUAUUUAUCGGUGCAUCAGGUGCAUCAGUAAUAAAAAGUGGAUAAAUGAUGAAUCUAAUUCGGCCGUCGGUUUUUGUCGGAAAAAAUCAAACGCGCAACUGUCGACAAGUAUAUUUCAUGCGCGAUCGAUGUAUCCACGGGACAAAAGAGGUAUUAUCAUCGGAGGAGAAGAAAAGCGAUACGAAGGAAGAUUCCAGUUUGGUAGACGAUAUGUCAGAACCCACGAAUUGCUGUAUGUCCGGAUGUGCGAAUUGUGUUUGGAUCGAAUACGCGGAGAAGUUAAGUGCCACUAUCGCAAAGAGCGACGCUGACGUUCAAAAAAUGAUCUUGGAUAAAGUUCAAGAUCCUAACAUGAGGGCGUUCCUCUCUAUGGAACUCAAGUUUCGAAAUAUAAUUAAAGAUUGAAUAGGAAAAUUCGUCGCUUGUAAAAUAUUGUAUAUAUGUACAUACGAACAAGAAAUUGUUAGAAAAUAAACGUUGUCGUUAAUUUAAUCGCGCAUUCAAUCACGUUUCUUGAAUCCCUUCCAAUUACUACACAAUCGAAAUAGACCGUUACGAAAAUAAAG
This is a messenger RNA of Megachile rotundata (alfalfa leafcutting bee), 648 nucleotides long. Its product is annotated as oxidoreductase-like domain-containing protein 1. NCBI's taxonomy places the organism in Eukaryota, Metazoa, Arthropoda, Insecta, Hymenoptera, Megachilidae. The record is from RefSeq and is a predicted model, not a curated record.